Molecule: messenger RNA, 1437 nt
Organism: Guyanagaster necrorhizus
Lineage: Eukaryota; Fungi; Basidiomycota; Agaricomycetes; Agaricales; Physalacriaceae
Exons: 6
Coding region: 1-1437 (478 amino acids)
Biological process (GO): L-tyrosine biosynthetic process
Molecular function (GO): prephenate dehydrogenase (NAD+) activity; prephenate dehydrogenase (NADP+) activity; NAD+ binding
Source: RefSeq, a predicted model, not a curated record
AUGCCAUUUUCUUCGAAUGUCGAUCCAAGUUCUCCCGUUGACCAGCAGCCCACCAUAGGAAUCAUUGGUAUGGGAUUAAUGGGCUCUAUGUAUACCAAUAGGCUUUCGGCAGCGGGCUGGAAAAAAAUCCAUGUAUGUGACCAACGACAGAACUACGAAUCUCUACAAGAAAGGUAUCACGACAUUCCUGGAGUAACUGUUUAUCAAGAUGGCCAUGGCGUCUCGCGUUCAUCCGACUUUAUAAUGUACUCUGUCGAAGCAGAGUUUGUUGACCGUGUCGUUGCUGAGUACGGGCCUUCAACGAAACUCAAUGCUAUCGUCGCUGGCCAGACCUCAGUGAAGGCCCCGGAAAAAGCAGCUUUUGAAAAGUAUUUACCCCCUGACACCUCAAUUGUGUCCUGUCAUUCAUUACACGGCCCAACCGUUAAUCCUGUCGGACAGCCCUUGGUUCUCAUCAAACAUCGAGCACCCGAUUCUGCACUUUUGCUCGUCGAGAAUAUCCUUCGAUGUUUCGGAUCUCGUUAUGUGUAUCUAUCUUAUGAUGAACACGAUAUCGUUACUGCGAAUACGCAAGCUGUUACUCAUAUGGCCUUUUUGAGUAUGGGAACGGCAUGGGCUUGCAGCGCUGCCUAUCCUUGGGAACAAGGUCUUUAUGUUGGUGGAAUAGAGACCGUCAAGGUCAACCUCGCUCUUCGGAUUUUUAGCAAUGCAUGGCAUGUCUAUGCGGGGCUAGCCAUCAUGAAUCCACAAGCCAGAGAACAGAUAAACCAGUAUGCUCAAAGUGCGACCGAGCUAUUUAAGAUGAUGGUGGAAGCUGGAACUGCCGGCACGAAUGGAGGCGAAUCAGCCGCAGAACGAGAGAGAAAGCUCAGAGACAGGGUAGAGUGGGGCCGUAGGAUCGUCUUUGGGAUCGAAGGAAACGGCGAGGGUACGCAGAAGAAAAGACGUCACCCUAUACUCCUCUCCGAAGCAUUGCUAGAUCGCUUUAGUCUUGGCCGGAUACCUGUGAAUGAAGACUCCAGCGGAUCAGCAUACAAAACUGGGUACCGGCCUAACUCCCAUCUUUCUCUGCUUGCCAUGGUUGACUGCUGGGCUCAUUUAAAUAUCAAACCCUUCCUCCAUUUAUCACUUGCGGCGACACCUUUAUUUAGGCUGUUUUUGGGUGUCGCGGAGCAUUUAUUCCUCUCUUCGUCCUUACUGGAAGCCGCCAUUCAUUCGGCCAUUUAUGACACAUGGCACCGCUCCGACGAUCUUGAAUUCGUGGUCGCCGCGCGGGGGUGGAGUCAGUGUGUCCGCUUUGGUAGUUUUGAGGUUUACAGGCAGCGGUUUGACGAGACAAGACAGUUUUUCGAAGGGAGGUUUGCAGAAGCCGGCGUGCUAGGAAGCGAAAUGAUUAAAACGGUCAUGGAGAGCAAGGUUGAAGAAGACGAGAACUGA